Pygoscelis adeliae (Adelie penguin) is the source of this 402-nucleotide messenger RNA. RefSeq names its product family with sequence similarity 19 (chemokine (C-C motif)-like), member A3 (gene TAFA3). The transcript is spliced from 4 exons. Gene Ontology annotation, molecular function: receptor ligand activity. Bases 1 to 402 code for a protein of 133 amino acids. NCBI's taxonomy places the organism in Eukaryota, Metazoa, Chordata, Aves, Sphenisciformes, Spheniscidae. The record is from RefSeq and is a predicted model, not a curated record.
AUGAGUGAGAGAGACAUACAAAGCCUGAGGAAAUGGGUUUUCGUGCUCACUCUCUGCCUUACCACACUAUGGGGAAGACUGACGCUGGCCUCCACCCAUCACAGAAGCCAUUCAGUGCACGUAGAGCCUGGCACAUGCGAAGUCAUUGCGGCUCACAGGUGCUGCAAUAAGAACAAGAUCGAGGAGCGCUCCCAGACAGUGAAAUGCUCCUGCUUCCCGGGGCAGGUGGCAGGGACGACACGGGCGGCUCCCUCCUGCGUGGAUGCCUCCAUCGUGCUGCAGAAGUGGUGGUGCCAGAUGGAGCCGUGCCUCGAUGGGGAGGAGUGCAAGGUACUGCCCGACCUCUCAGGCUGGAGCUGCAGUAGCGGCAACAAAGUGAAGACGACCAAGGUCACGCGAUAG